AGUCCAGUUUCAACAACGUUACUGCGAACAAGCCCCAGACACGCACGAUGAUACUAUCAAUUUAACCGGCGGGUACCACGCGUUCAAAUAAAUAAAUAUAUAAAUAAUAAUAAACAUUUAUAUUUAUUUUUAAAUAUCAAAAUUUCAAGUACACCAUUUAAGUAUUUUUAAAUAAUCAAUUUACCAAAGAAUUAAAUAUUUAAAAAUUUUUUUUUUUUAAAUGUUAUUUUGAUAUUAAGUGUUAAAAUUAUUAUUUAUCUAUUUUUAGUUUUUUUUUUUAUGUGAUAAAUGAUUAGACCCGAGUAUCCGUAAAUAACUAAACACACGUCAUGAAGAAAAAUAUUUUUUUAAUAUUUUAUAUUUAUCAGUGAAAAGUGUUUUUUUUUUUUUUUUUUUGUUUUGAUGAUUUUAUUUAUUUAAUAAUUUGGAUAAAUUUUCAUUCAGUGAAUUGAUAAUAAUUAUUAUUUAAAAAACAAUUAGUCAUAUUGAGUUUUAAAUUAUUCUAAAAGAAAAAAAAAAUAACAAUAGUGAUAAUAAUAAAAAACAUAAUGAAUAGUAAUUUUAGAAAAAAAUAAUAAUAAUCUACUGUGUUUCUAAAAUAAAUUGACAAUUAUUAUUGUUAUUAUUUAUAUAAAAAAAAUAAUAAUUUAUUUAUUAACAACCUUGAGUUUAAUUUGACAUUGUGACUAGUGGUUUUUUUUUUUUUUUUUUAAUACUUAAAUAAUGUGAAUUUUCAAAAUGAGUCAGAGUAGGUCGAAUAGCGUGUGUUAGUUGUGUUUUACUGUGUCGUUGAGUCUAGUUUUAUUAUAAUGUGUUCAUGGAAGGCCUCAAGUUUCUUAUCGUUUCGUGAUAAAAAAUAAUAUCGAAUGCAGUAAAAUAAAAUUAAAAAAAAAAAGCAGCAACAGCAGCUAAAAAAUGAUAAAAACAAUAUGAAAAAGAAGAAAAAAAAAAUAAAUAUAAUUUUAUAAUAAUAAUAAUAAUAUAUUUAAAAAAAUAAAUAAUUAUUUUAUGAAAAAAAACCAAUGAGAAUGAUAGUGAGUGAAAAUAUAUUCUUGUGGUUGUUGUUGUUGAAUAUUGAAACACACCUGUUUGAAAUUUAAAAAAAUAAAAAAUAAAUAUACAUAGUGGUUACUAUCCAGGUGGCUGACAGAGGGUUGUAAAAGACCCCCGGUUAAACUUCCGGUUAUCAUUAUUAUUAUUAUUUAAAAAAAAUAUAUAUUUAUUUGUUGUAUAAUAAAAUUAAAGAUAGUUGCACUAAAUAUUGUUUUAAAUAUUAGUAAAUUAACGCCCACAUAUACAACAGAAGAUUGAAGAAUUAUUUAUUAUUUUUUUUUUUUUCUUAAAUGUUGAUGUAUUAAAUUACACCGGAUGUCAUUAAACAAUACUGAGAAUGCCAAAACACACUGAUAAUAUACAACAACACAAAAAAUAAUAUUAAUUAUAUACAAAAUAAUUAAUUUUAUAUUUAUUUAAAAUUAAUUUAUCAAUUGCUGCUGAUAGAAAUUAAAUUAUUAAAAAGUGUGUGUGUAUAGUUUUGUGGUCCAGCACAUAGGACGCAAAAAAAAAAAUACCGGAUAUACUUGCAGGUAUAUUUGAAGGUAUAUACAACUUCCGGUGUUGAAUGACGUGGGACACAAAAAAUAAAUUCAUCCCGGCCAAGUGUUCUUUUGUGACCAUGUGACCAUUGAAAAAGAAAAAAAAAAAAAACCUCAAAAAUAAAACUCGAAGUAUUUUGAAUUUUUUUUUUUUAUAAUAAAAGACAGUUUUUUUUUCAACACAGUGUGUUCUCAAACGAUAUAUAUUUUGUGUAGUUGAAUUAGUAUAAUAAAUUUAAAAAAAAAAAAUGGGAACUUUAAAUUCUGGUACUUCAUCAAUUGAGGGAUCAUCCCCUGGAGGUAGAAGAUUAUCAAGAAGUUUUCAUUCUUGUCUUCGUGGUGCUGAUGAACAAGAUUUGGAUACAUCGUAUGAGAAAGCAUGUAGAAGGGGCAGUGCACCAGCAACACCAGUUCUUGGAGCAAGGCCACUUGAUGUUACACCAAACAGAAUUGUUAAUUUUUUUUCAAAACGAUCAUUUCGUUCAAAUCCCUUGAAAAGAACCAAGAGUGUAACAAAACUUGAACGACAAAAACAACGUGGUAGUGGUGGUGGUUUACGAGGUUGUCGUUCACAUGAAUCAUUAUUGUGUGGUCAAGCUGUAACAGCAAUGGAUCUUGCUGCAGUUACACCAUUGCAUCCAAGUUUACUUGGACGACCUCAUUGUUUUCAAGUAACACCAAGUACUGGUGCACCAAAAUAUUUUAGCUGUAGAUCAGCACAUGAACGUGAUCAAUGGUUACACAGUUUACGUAAAUCAGUACAACCAGAUGCUGAACAAACACGUCGUACAGAUAAUUCAUUACAAAUAUGGUUACUUGAAGCAAAAGGUGUACCACCAAAAAAACGUUAUUAUUGUGAAGUAUGUCUUGAUAGUACACUUUAUGCACGUACAACAGCUAAACAAAAAACUGAAUUAUGUUUUUGGGGUGAACAUUUUGAUUUUCAUCAUUUACCAAUUGUUAAUAUAAUACAAGUAAAUUUAUAUCGUGAAGCUGAUCGUAAAAAAAAACGUGAUAAAAAUGUAUUAAUUGGUUCAGUAAGUAUACCAGUUAAAAAUGUAACAUCACGUUAUUUAACUGAAAAAUGGUAUCAAGUUAUUGGUGAAAAAGGUAUAUUAAAAGAUCAACCAGCAUUACGUGUUAAAUGUCGUUUUCAAUCAGUUGAUAUAUUACCAGUACAAAUAUAUACAGAAUUUUUAAAUUAUUUAAAAAAUGAUUAUUCCGUAUUAUGUGAAUGUCUUGAACCAAUGAUUGGUGUUAAAGCUAAAGAAGAUAUAUCAACAGCAUUAGUUGCUGUUAUGCAAUGUGAAAAAAAUGCAUCAAAAUUUUUAGCUGAUCUUGUUAUGAUGGAUAUACAUAGAAUUGAUGAUGAAAGAUUAACAUUUCGUGGUAAUUCAUUAGCAACAAAAGCUAUGGAAGCAUAUUUAAAAUUAACUGGUGAUCGUUAUUUACAAGAAACACUUGGUCCAGUUAUACGUGCUGCUGUUGAAGGUGGUGAUUGUGAAGUUGAUCCACUUAAAGUAUCAUCACCAGCAGCAUUACAUAAACAACAACAAAAUUUACGUUCAGCUGUUGAAUUUGCAUGGGGUAGAAUAUUAGCAAGUCAUUCAUUAUUUCCACUUGAAUUACGUGAAUGUUUUCGUAUAUUUCGUGAACGUUUAGCACAAUUAGGACGUGAUGAUAUUGCUGAUAAUUUAAUAUCAGCAUCAAUAUUUUUACGUUUUUUAUGUCCAGCAAUAUUAAGUCCAUCAUUAUUUAAUAUAACACAUGAAUAUCCAAAUGAAAAAGCUGCUAGAAAUUUAACACUUGUUGCUAAAAGUUUACAAACACUUGCUAAUUUUACACGUUUUCAAGGUAAAGAAAAUUUUAUGGAAUUUAUGAAUGAUUUAUUAGAACGUGAAGCUAAACCAAUGAAAAAUUUUUUACAAUUAAUUAGUACACCAUUAAAUAAUGAUUCAUCAAUUAAUAAUUCACUUGAAUUUGAUGGUUAUAUUGAUUUGGGUAAACAAUUAUCAUUAUUACAUGCAUUAUUAAGUGAAAGUUUAUCAACAACAAUGACAAAUACAUCAACAACAUCAUCAACAUCAUCAUCAUCAUCAACAUCAUCAUCAGCAUCAUCAACAACACAUCAAUCAUCAUCAUUAUUACCACCAAUUAAAUUAACUGAUAUACUUGAUAAAAUAACAAUUGCACUUGAUCAACCAGGACCAAGUCCAGUAACAACAACAACAACAUCAUCAUCAUCAUCAACAAUAACAUCAGCAACACGAAGAUAUCAACAUCAUGCACAUCAAAAUAAUAUUUUUCGUUAUAAUGAUCCAACAAUAAAUAAUAGUAAUACAAAUUUAUCAAUAUCAGCAACAUCAACAUUAAGUGGUCAUGAUACAAUUAAUAGUAAUCAUAAUAAUCCUUGUAUAUUACGUGAAAAUAGUGAUAGUGUAUUACAACAAACAAGUAGUAGUACACUUUAUAAUUCAACAACAAGUUUAACAAAAUCACCAAACGUAAAUGGUGUACGUUCAGCAACAUUACCAAGAAAUGCAUAUUUACCAACAACAAAUGGAAAAUUACAACUACAAAUAACAACAUCAUCAUCAACAAUAGCAACGAUACCAGCAACAACAGCAACAACAACUACAGCAACAACAAAUGAUGAUAAUUAUCAUCCAAUUGAAUCACCAGCAUUUGUAUCACGUUCACCAACACCAAUUUCACGUCAACAAAAUCGUUCAGCAUUGACUAACAAUCGUAAUAAUAAUAACAAUAAUAUUACAAAUAAUAACAAUAGUAAUACUUAUAAAUUAACAACAAGUGCAAGUUUAGCUAAUGUUAAUAAUUGUCGUGAACAAAAUUAUCAAACAACAAGUCCAUUACGUUCAGAAAGUCAUAGUAAUUUAAAAGAUUCAAAUUAUAAUAUUAAUAAAUUAAAUCAUUGUAAUAAUUAUGAUACAACAAUUAUUGGACAAAAUAAUCGUAAAUUAAUAAGUAAUAAUAAUCAUUUAAAUGAUGAUAAUUAUUUACCAACAACAAAUUUUAGUAUAAUACGUAGUGGUAGUAAAAAUCAUUGCAACAAAGAUGAUAAUUUAAAUCAGCACAAUUAUAAUAAUAAUAUAACAAAAACAACAGUUAAUGCUAAUCCAAUAAAUACAACAAAUUUAACAUUAUCAAUAAAUCAUCAUAAUCAACAAGGACAACAACAACAACAAAUAAAUAAUAAUUAUAAUAAUUUAAAAAUAAAUAGUAAUAAUAAUAAUACAACAACAACAACAAAUGGUAAUCUUGAUGAAAUAUCAGAUUUAUUAAGAUAUGCUGAUGAUGAAGUAUCUGAAAUAAAAUCACAAAAAGGUUCACAAAUAUCAAUAUCACAAUUAAGUAAUGUUGCAUCAUCUGGUUAUCAAAGUUUUGCAACAUAUAGCCAAAGUUCAAGUCCUGUUGAUUUAACAAAUAAUGGUAAUCAACAUAUUAUUAAUACAGCACCACUUGCAUUUGCAAAUCCAGUAUAUCAUAUGGAUAAUAAUAACAACAAUAAUAAUAAUAUUAAUAACAACAAUAAUAGCAACAAUAAUAACAAUAGUAAUGGUGUUAUUAGUGGUAGACGUGGUAGUACAAGCUCAGAUGAAAAUCGUGAUGUUAAUAAUACUAUUGGAGGUGGUGGUAUUGAAGUUAUAAGAGGUGUUGAUCUUAGUCCAUCACCAACAUCAAUACAAAAUAAUAUUAGAAAUAAUAAUAAUAAUAAUAAUAAUAAUCAACGUAAUGGUGGACAAAAUCAAUGGAGACAACAACAAAAUUUAACAGAUCAACAGCAGCAACAGCAGCAACAACAACAACAACAGCAAAGAAUAAUUAAUGAACAAAAUCAAAAUUCAACAUUUACUAAAUUACGAAGAAGAUUGUCACUUGAUUCAACAAGAGAUUUAUCUGAUACAAGUGAUGAUGAAUCAUGUACAACAAGAAGAAAUAAAUCACGUAAUCAUCGAACAAUUGAUCAGUAUGAAGUCGAAAUCGAAAGAUUACAAAAUAGUGUGGAUAGACUACGUGCACGUUUGGGUGCACCAGAUGAUGGAGAUAUUAAUGGAAAUGCACCAGAUACUAAAAUGAAGAAUAUAAUCACCAGGUUGAUAUCUGUGGAGGAGGAAUUGCGAAGAGAACAACAAAAAAUGUCGGCAGCAUUGUCGUACAAACAGCGCGUGAUAGAUGCACAGGAACAACAGAUUGCAGCAUUGGAUGCUGCAAAUACACGUCUAAUGUCAUCAAACACAAGACUAUUGUCUGCUUUGAGCAUACUAAAGCAACAGUACACCACACAGCCAAAUAAUAACAAUGAUUCUUCUACAUUGUUACAAAAUAUUGCUGAUAUUGGUGAACUUAAAAGUUCAUCCUGUUAAAAAAUUAUUAAAAAAUAAUUUUAAAUAACACUUAAUUUUCUUAUUUUUUAAUAUUUUUCAUUAUUUUAAUUAAUUAUUUAUGUGUAUAAAUAUUGUAUUAAUUAGUUUAAGAUUUAAUUCUCUCAAAUAUCAUGACAAAAUGAAUUUUAAAAAUUGAAAAAACAAAAAAAAACACCUGUAUGUAGAUAUUUUUUAGAAUAUAAUAUUAUCAUUUUGAAAAUAAGAAAAAACAUAAAACAUGCGCUCAAAGUUUUCACGAGAUACAGAGGCUAUUUAGAAUUUAUAAAAUUGAUAAAUAAAAUUAGUAUAUGAAUUAUUAAUUGGCUAGGUAAUUUGAUAAUGAAACAAUUGAAUGAAAAAAGUAAAAAAUAAUUUACUAAUGUAUUAUAUUUCUGCUGCCCAUGAUGAAUAAUGUAUUUAAAUAUAAAAAAAAAUAAUUGUCAAUGUUAAUUCACAAACACAUGUAUUUUAAAAAUGCAUUAAGAUAUAUUCAUAUACACAAAUUACACCAUUACAUUAUUGCAACAUAACAUUUAAUAUGUUUUUUAAAUAAUUAUUAAUAUCAUCGAUUGAAUUGAUGUCAGGUGAAUUUAAAUAAAUGUUAAAUCUAAAACUGAUUGCAAAUCGAGAAUAACAAAAAGAUAACGAAACAAAAAAAAUACAAACAAUCUUUAUAAUGAUAUUUAUUUAGCAAUUGCAACCAAAGAUAAAUAUUUUACAUUGUAUAAAUAUAAAAAAAAAGAA
Messenger RNA from Aphidius gifuensis, 6724 nucleotides. RefSeq names its product disabled homolog 2-interacting protein (gene raskol). Bases 1844 to 5980 code for a protein of 1378 amino acids. The record is from RefSeq and is a predicted model, not a curated record. The transcript has 6 exons. NCBI's taxonomy places the organism in Eukaryota, Metazoa, Arthropoda, Insecta, Hymenoptera, Braconidae. Gene Ontology annotation, biological process: regulation of GTPase activity.